AUGUUGAUGCUACUGAAGCUGCUAUCAAUACUGAUAUGUUUGCGCCACGUCAUAGCACUUACUUAUACGGGUUGCUAUCCUUCGUCUCAGCUUGAGCAGUCGUUUUUUUUUCAGUCUUCUACCUCACUCCAAACCAUUGAACUGUGCAGUGGGGCCUGCUCGAGUCGCCUUUACCUUGCUUUGAUCAAUGGAACAGAGUGUUAUUGUUCGGAUUCCUUCGCCGUUGAAAGCGAAAGGAGCAUCGAGUGUGAAGUUAGAUGUGCUGGUAACACUACGCAAACUUGUGGUGGGACAUUCAGUUUCCAGGUUUUUCUCCACGAGGAUCUGGCAAACUCAAUCUCUUCAUCCGCUUCCACCAGUGAGUAUCCUUCUACUACUUUGCCAUCUGACAGUAAUGAUACUUCAACAAUAAGUGAUGGGAGUUACCUAUUUUUGGAAGGAAGUUCAACACUAUUAACUACUGCGGGAGUUCAGAAUUUUACCUUUUCUCUUUCCUCAUCAUCAUCUCCCCAGACAUUUUUCUCUUGGAACACUUUGGCCAACAUAACAUCAUCGUCAGAAGACUCUUCAGAAUGGUCAGAGACGACUUCCAUUGAAAGCCAAGUAGCUGAAACAGUGGCUCCGGCAGUCCCUGCAGCCAAUGAAGCCACUCAGGUAAAUACUGUUGACACUUCAUCCGACGAACUCCAGUCUUCUUCCCAGUUUAUACCGACUCCAUCUCCAUCUUCGGCAACGGCCUCAUACAUUGAGAAUAACGGACAAGUUUUGAGCACUGGUGCUAUCGUAGGAAUAUCCGUUGGCUGUUCUUCGCUCUUGGUACUCUUCGUUGUAAUAUGCUACUUUGUCAGAAGAAGGAGGAACAUUAAAAGUGCGCAAUUACCAGAAGAUGAGUCUUCUGUUGCAGAAAGAGACGAUUAUGUUUCUGAAUUUGUUAGGAACUAUGUCCAAAACUACCAUCAAAAUGGAAGCAUUUUGUCAUCAUCUUCCCAGUCCGUGAUUUCCUCACUAGAUACAAAUUCAACAGGUCCAUUUGGGAGCGGACAGGUUAGAAGGUUUGAUCAAGAUGACGAUUUUGAGGAUGAAAGAGAAGUCUUGCGGAUAAUAAAUCCAGAUAAUACAAGUGAAAAUUCAUUCGGAACAACUUAA
Molecule: messenger RNA, 1146 nt
Organism: Komagataella phaffii GS115
Lineage: Eukaryota; Fungi; Ascomycota; Pichiomycetes; Pichiales; Pichiaceae
Exons: 1
Coding region: 1-1146 (381 amino acids)
Source: RefSeq, a predicted model, not a curated record